This is a messenger RNA of Lasiodiplodia theobromae, 552 nucleotides long. Its product is annotated as Ubiquitin-conjugating enzyme E2. The record is from RefSeq and is a predicted model, not a curated record. NCBI's taxonomy places the organism in Eukaryota, Fungi, Ascomycota, Dothideomycetes, Botryosphaeriales, Botryosphaeriaceae. Bases 1 to 552 code for a protein of 183 amino acids. The transcript has 4 exons.
AUGCUCAAGAUAUGGUCUAUGAAGCAGAAGCAGCAGCAAGAGGAGAAUGCUGCUGCAGGCCAGAAGAAGAAGAAGGUCACGGCAGCUCAGCUGCGCGUGCAGAAAGACCUCUCGGAGCUCUCACUAGGCUCAACGAUGAAGACCGAGUUCCCCAACCCUGACGAUAUCCUCAACUUUGUCCUCACCAUCGAGCCCGACGAGGGCAUGUACAAAGGCGGCCGCUUCAACUUCAACUUCGCCAUCAACCAGAACUUCCCCCACGACCCGCCGAAGGUCAAGUGCACCCAGAAGAUCUACCACCCCAACAUUGAUCUGGAGGGCAACGUCUGCCUGAAUAUUCUGCGCGAGGAUUGGAAACCGGUGCUCAACCUGAACGCUGUCAUUGUCGGCCUGCAGUUCCUCUUCCUCGAGCCCAACGCGUCAGACCCGUUGAACAAAGAAGCCGCCGAGGACCUCAAGUCGAACAGAGAAGGCUUCAAGCGCAACGUGCGCGCAUCGAUGACUGGUGGUCAGGUCAGGGGGCAGACCUUCGACCGCGUGUUGAUGAAGUGA